This is a messenger RNA of Heterostelium album PN500, 753 nucleotides long. Its product is annotated as DNA-3-methyladenine glycosylase I. Gene Ontology annotation, biological process: DNA alkylation repair; base-excision repair. The record is from RefSeq and is a predicted model, not a curated record. The transcript is spliced from 3 exons. NCBI's taxonomy places the organism in Eukaryota, Evosea, Eumycetozoa, Acytosteliales, Acytosteliaceae. Bases 1 to 753 code for a protein of 250 amino acids. Gene Ontology annotation, molecular function: DNA-3-methyladenine glycosylase activity.
AUGUCAAAUAUCGUUAUAAAAAGAUGUGGAUGGACUAUAAAAGAUCCUAUUUAUUUAGACUACCACGAUAAUGAGUGGGGAAAACCUCAAAGAGAUAGAGUUAGACUGUUUGAAAUGUUAUCUCUUGGUGUUACUCAAUGUGGUUUGUCUUGGAAUAUAGUUUUCAAAAGAAGAGAUUCCUACAGAGUUGCUUUCAGCCAGUUUAAUAUUGAAAAUAUUUCAAAGUUUACAGGGGAGGACAUCGAUCGUUUAAUGAAAAAUGAACAAUUAAUCAGACACCGAGGAAAGCUUGAAGCAAUUGUCAACAAUGCAAAGAUGGUUUUGGAAUUGGAAUCAAAACUAAAAAUUUCAUUCCCGGAAUAUCUGUGGGGUUUUGUUGGUGACAAGCCUAUACUCAACAACAAUACAUCGAUAUCAGGUAUUCCAACCAAGUCUGACGUGUCUGAUAAGAUGGCUGCUUCACUAAAAACAUACGGGUUCAAAUUCACUGGGACAACCAUCUGCUAUGCUUUCAUGCAAACCGUCGGAAUGAUAAAUGAUCAUCUCGAAGAUUGUUUUUGUCGAGUUGGUCCAACUCAAUCUUCGGCGGCAAAACCCGCUGCUAGAAAAUCUAAACUCAAACAAACAUCUCCAAUCAAAGAAACUGUUGUAGAAUCUGUCGUUGUCAUCCGAGAGUUUCUCAUCGAGUACUCUCAUCUUUUUGAGGAAUCGUUGGUUAGAGUAUAUGAAAUCACAAAGAGCGUGUACUGCUAG